AUGUCUGUUGUUGGAGAGGCUGUUCUUUCUGCUUCCCUUGAGGUCCUGUUUCACAAGUUGGCCUCCUCGGAUUUGCUGAAGUUUUCAUGCCGAGGGCAAGUCCAUGCUGCAAUCAGGAAGUGGGAGAAUAUGCUGUUGAAAAUACAUGCUGUGCUUGAUGAUGCCGAGGAGAAGCAAAUAGCUCAGCGUGCAGUGAAAAUCUGGCUUGGCGAGCUCAGAGACUUGGCCUAUGAUAUGGAGGACAUACUAGAUGAGUUAGCCACUGAAGCUUUGCGUCGCAAGUUGAUGGUUGAGUGUCAAGCUAGCAGCAGCAAGGUAAAUGUCCUUAUUCCCAACUGUUUUACCAGCCUUAGUCCCACUGCUGUUAAGUUCAAUGUUAGGGUGGAGGCUAAGAUAAAGCAGAUGACAUGCCGGUUACAGGAUAUCUGUAAACAAAGAAUUGAAUUAGGGUUGGAGAGUGUAAUGGGCGAGAAAUCUACCAAAAUAUGGCAAAGAUCACCCACCACAUCUUUGGUGAUUGAAUCCUGUGUUUAUGGGAGAGACAGAGAUAAAGAAAAGAUAGUUGAGCUGAUGCUUAUGGAUGAAGGAAGUGAUGCUGGAGUUGGGGUAAUUCCCAUUGUUGGUAUGGGUGGGGUGGGCAAGACAACACUGGCUCAGCUUGUAUAUGGUGACCAUGGGGUGAACCUGCAUUUUGAUAUUAAAGCAUGGGUCUAUGUAUCUACCCAAUUUGAUAUUAUGAGAAUAUCAAAAGCAAUUCUUGAGUCAAUCACUCUGCAGGCAUGUGAGUUUGAGGAUUUUGAUCAGAUUCAAGUCAAAUUGAAGGAUACAUUGGCUGGGAAAAGGUUUUUAGUUGUUUUGGAUGAUUUGUGGAAUAGGGAGUAUAACAGUUGGGACAUUUUGAAAAACCCUCUUAGAGUUGGUGCAAAAGGAAGUAAGAUUUUAGUAACAACGCGCAAUAGAGAUAUCGGUUUAAUGAUGGGUACUGUUGAGUAUCAUUAUUUAGAGCAGUUAUCAGAUGACGAUUGUUGGUCUGUGUUUGCACAGCAUGCAUUUGGGAAGAUAAAUGCUGAUGCACAUCCAAAUUUGGAAUUUACUGGUAAGAAAAUUGUUGAAAAGUGUGGAGGCUUGCCCUUGGCAGCAAAGACACUUGGUGGCCUUCUAUGCGGUAAAACGAAAGAAAGUGAAUGGGAAGAAACAUUGCACAGUAAAAUAUGGGAUUUAGCAGAAGAGCAAAGUGGGAUUAUACCCGCUCUAAGACUGAGCUAUUAUCACCUUCCUUCACACUUGAAGCGUUGCUUUAUGUAUUGUGCAAUUCUCCCAAAAGGCUACGAAUUUGAGGAGAAGGAACUAAUUUGGUUGUGGAUGGCAGAAGGUCUGAUUCAGCAACCAAAAGGAUGGAAGCGAAUGGAAGAUUUAGGUGAUGAAUAUUUCCAUGAAUUGUUGUCACGAUCAUUUUUUCAACCAGCCAACAAUGGACUACAAUUUGUGAUGCAUGAUCUCAUCAAUGAUUUGGCUCAAUCUGUUUCUGGAAAAAUAUGCUUUAAAUUGGAGGGUAAUAAGGCAUACAAGAUUUCUGAGAAGGCUCGUCAUUCAUCUUAUGUUCAAGGCAACCAUGAUGGCAAAAUAAAAUUUGCAGCAUUUAAUGAAGCAAAGUCUUUAAGGACCUUCCUACCUUUUAAUCUAUUAGACUACAAUUCUCACUUAACCAAUUAUGUUCCUCUUGAACUAUUGCCAAAGUUAAGGUACUUGCGUGUUCUAAGCUUGAGGAAUUAUCUCAUCAGUGAACUACCAGAAGCAAUUGGUAAUUUGAAGCAUCUAAGGUACCUAAACUUUUCUUACACUGAGAUUAGAAGCUUGCCUAAAUCAACAAGCACCCUGUACAAUCUGCAGACAUUGAUUUUGAAAGGAUGCUAUAUGCUUAAGACAUUGCCUACUGAGAUGAGGAAACUAAUUAACUUGGGCCACCUUGAUUUUACUGAUUCAGACUCUGUUGAAAACAUGCCAUUGCGAAUGGGUACACUAACAAGUCUCCAAACACUAUCAAAUUUUUUAGUAGGCAAAAGUGGUGGGUCAAGAAUAAGUGAGCUAAAGACUUUAUGGCAUCUCCAAGGCUCACUUUCAAUUUCUAGGUUGGAGAAUGUCACUAAUGCUCAGGAUGCAAGGGAGGCAAGUUUAAAUGAUAAACCUGGCUUAACUGUGUUGCAGAUGAAGUGGAGCAGCGAGUUCAACAACUUGCGGAACCAAAAGGUUGAAAUGGAAGUGCUUGACAUGCUACAGCCUCAUAAAAAUCUGACAGAGCUCAAUAUCAAGUAUUAUGCUGGAACAAGAUUUCCAGCUUGGAUAGGUGAUCCUCUUUAUUCAAAUAUGAUGGUCUUAAGAUUAGCACAUUGUGAGCAAUGUACUUCCUUGCCACCCCUUGGGCAAUUGCCCUGGCUUAAAGAACUCUGCAUAAAAGGGAUGAAGGGAGUGAAGUUUGUUGGUCUGGAAUUUUUUGGGGGUUACUGCUCAAAACCUUUUCCAUCACUAGAGAUUCUGAGUUUUGAGGAUAUGGAGGAAUGGGAGGACUGGUUUGUAGAUGAGGAAGUUGAAGUAUUCUCUUUCCUCUGUGAACUGUAUGUUAAAAGAUGUCCAAAACUUAUGAGACAGUUACCCAAAAAUCUCUCACACUUGGCAAAGCUCGUGAUUUGGGAGUGCAAGCAGUUGGUGGUAACACUUUCAAGCCUUCCAUCACUCAAAAGCUUAGAUAUUGUAGAAGUUGACCAAUUGAUAAUGAAGAAUACAAAAGAUCUCUGUUCACUUACCUCCUUUCGUGUUUGUGAAGUGGAUGUAUGUGAAGAUGAGGCAUUGAGGAAUGUGGCAUUUCAUCAGCUCAACAUAGUUACAUCCUGGGAUGUUUGCAGUUCUCCAAACCUCAGAUGCCUACCUAAAUGCUUCACAAACGGGCUAGGAAAACUUGAAGAAUUGGAGAUUGAUGGUUGUCAAGAGCUCAUGUCACUGUGGCAUUUAGAAGGGAGUCUACAGCACCAGCACCAGCAUUUCAAUUCGCUCCGACGUUUAAUGGUUAGUAGUUGUCCCCAACUUGCUUUCUUUGAAGGAGAAGGGAAAGAAGAAGAGAUGCAGCACGGGCUACCUUGUGGCCUUGAAUAUUUGAGAAUAUGCUGUUGUGAUAAACUAGAGAAGCUUCCACGGGGGUUGUACACACUCACAACACUUGCAGAGUUGUCGAUCCGAGGCUGCCCAAGUAUGACCUCUCUGCCUGAGACAGGCUUGCCAUCUGCACUACGAAGACUAGAGAUUCAAAAUUGCAGGGCUUUGAAUUCCCUAACCAAGGGAAUGACACACAGUACAAAUCUUGAAUAUGUGUCUAUAUCCAACUGUCCAUCUCUGAUGUCCUUAUCAUCCAAGGGCAUGCUUCCAUCCACACUGAAACGCUUGGAGAUUACUCAUUGUCAGAAGUUGGAGUCAAUAGCAGAGGUGGGGAUGGCUACCAAUUCAUCUCUUGAAUCUAUGGUGAUAUGGACUUGUGAGAAUCUCAAAUCCUUGCCUGAUGGCCUAAACAGGCUCAGGUACCUUCAUUGUUUGUCAAUAGGUCACUGUGGUAAUCUAUUGUCACUUCCCAAAGGAGGGUUGCCAGCAACCAACCUGAGAAAACUUGUUAUCUUCGGGUGUGAGAAGCUUGGUGUACAGCCCAACUGCAUGCGAAGCCUCACCUCUCUUCAACAACUGAGUAUAGGAAGAUGCCCUCGCUUCAUCUCCUUUUUGGAAGGAGGCUUCCCCACCAACCUGAGAUCUCUUCAUAUUGGUGAUACACAGAUUGUAAAGCCCCUGUCUGAGUGGGGAUUGCAUAGACUCACCUCCCUCACAACAGUGCAUAUUCAUGGCACAUCCCUAGAGCUGGUCUCCUUCCCAGAUGAUGAGAGCAAGGAAUGUAUGAUCCUGCCCAACUCCCUAACCCGUCUAGCCAUUCACAAUUUUCCUAAUCUAGAAAAGCUGUGUUCCAAAGGGUUUCAAAACCCUUCCUUUCUUGAACACCUAGAAAUCCACCACUGCCCUAAGUUGUCAUCUGUUCCAGAAGCAUUACUGCCUCCCUCACUUCUGUCCUUGAAUAUUCACAAUUCUCCAAUGCUAGCACGACAGUUUGCAAGGGGAAAAGGUCAAUAUUGGUCCAAAGUAGCUCAUGUUCCACACGUUGUAAUAAGUAAAAAGUUGUAUUAACUCAUCUCCCUAGUCCCUGCAGCACCACAACUAUUUUAUUCCUCGGUAUGAAUAUGAUAUCCAAAAAAGUCAGCUACUGUUCUUUUGCAGCACAAGUUUCAAAUUUGUUAU
Molecule: messenger RNA, 4326 nt
Organism: Malania oleifera
Lineage: Eukaryota; Viridiplantae; Streptophyta; Magnoliopsida; Santalales; Ximeniaceae
Product: putative disease resistance RPP13-like protein 1
Exons: 1
Coding region: 1-4215 (1404 amino acids)
Biological process (GO): defense response to other organism
Molecular function (GO): ADP binding
Source: RefSeq, a predicted model, not a curated record